This is a messenger RNA of Heterostelium album PN500, 4539 nucleotides long. It is a transcript of the gene dynA, whose product is annotated as dynactin 150 kDa subunit. The record is from RefSeq and is a predicted model, not a curated record. Lineage: Eukaryota; Evosea; Eumycetozoa; Acytosteliales; Acytosteliaceae. Bases 1 to 4539 code for a protein of 1512 amino acids. The transcript has 3 exons.
AUGGAAGAGGGUAAAGCCAUACAAGUUGGCACUCGAGUGACGAUCUCUGGUAAACCAGAGUUUGGUGAAGGUACCGUUCGUUAUGUCGGUAUGACCAAGUUCAACAGUGGUCGUUGGGUCGGUAUCGAGUUGGAUCAACCCGUUGGAAAGAACGAUGGUUCAGUGCAAGGUGUCAAAUACUUUGAUUGUAAAGCACCACAUGGUAUCUUUGUAAAGAUCAAUGUUGUAGUGCCGUCACCAAACAGUGUUGCACCUGCUACAGCCACAACAUCAGCAGUGGAAGUUGACGACUCUAAGCUAAUGCCACCACCACCUUCACCAUCUACAACAACAACAACAACAGCUGCACCAUCUUCAGGACUAAGAGCACCUGCAUCCUCUGGAAUUAGACCGCCAUCUUCCACUGGAAUAAGACCACCAAGUUCACUUGGAAAGCGUCCAUCUAUUACACCUACUUCCGCUGCCAAACCAUCCGCUGCAACAACAUCAACUCCAUCCGCUUCAACCACUACAACAUCUGGUAUUUCUAAACCAUCUAGCACUCUUAAGAAAUCUGUAGAUGAAACUGCUACUUCAACACCAACUACAACUACAACAGCAGCGGCAACAGAAGAAGCUACACCUACUCCUGCAGUAACUACUCCCACACCUACACCUACUCCUGCACCUGUAACAACAACAAGUGGAAGUGGAUUGAGAAGACCGUCGGAAUCAGGUUUGAAGAAACCAUCGACAACUGCUACACCAUCGACUACAACACCAACAACUUCAAAGUUAUCAGCACCAUCUAGAUUAUCUUUGAAACCAUCUUCAUCAUCUAGUACAACAACUACAAAAUCAACUACUAGUUCUACAACUUCACCAGCAGCAGCAACUACUACUACUACUACCUCAGCAGCUCCACCAACACAAACAACUACAUCACCAGAACCAGAACCUGUAGCAGCACCAGAAGUAACAGAUGUAGAUAUAUCAUCAGUAAAUGAAUCACCAAGAGUACCAGCUACAACUGCAACAACUGCAGAAGUUGAUACAACAACCACUACUACCACUUCAACAACUAGUACUAGUGUUCCAGCAGUUACAUCACCAACUAUCGAUAGAAAAUCUAAAGUGGUUGCAGGUGAAGAUGACGAUGAGGAAGAGGAAGAUGAUGAAGAGGAUGUUGUCAUCAAAGAAAUCAUGGCAAAGAAGGCACAGCCAACAAUGCAAAUGAAUGAAAAUCUAGAAAAGAUGCUUACUGCAAUCAAUGAAUUGACUGAAUAUAAAACAAAAGCACAAGCACAAAUUGCUGAUUUACAAGUUAGUGUUAAAGAAGUUACAUCAUCUAAAGAUAAGGUUAUCAAGGAUUUAGAGAGACAGAUUCAACAACUUGAGAAAUCAAUCAAAGAAAAAGAAAAAGAAAGUGAGCAUGCAGCGAAAUCACAACAGAAAUUAGAUGAAUCAAUUGAAAAACACUUAUCAAAGGAAAAGAAUGAAUGGGAGAAAGAGAAACAAGAUUUGUUGGAUCAAAUCAAUUCUUUGAAUGAGAAUAUCGAGAUGUUGACGUUGGAUAAGGAGUUUGCAGAGGAGAAGGCAGAGGUUGCAGAGACAGAGUUGGAGAUGUUGAAGGAGGAGAUGGAGCUGUUGAAAUCCACUGUGGAAGCAGAGCAACUCGAACGUGAACAAGCUGCAGAGUCUGCCGGUAACGACGACAGCGGUGAGAGUGCAGCGGUUCUUCGUGCACAAAACGAGAAGCUCAAGGAGACACUCGUGAAGCUACGUGAUGUCGCUGUCAACGAGAAGCACGAAUUCUCCAAGAAAACAAAGGAGUUGGAGUCGUCGACCAAGCAAGUCGCUCAACUCUUGGAUAAGGUGUCGAAGCUGGAGACUGAAGUCGCCGCCAAGAAGUCAGAGAAUGAAGAGCUACGUGAAGCGUUGGAAGAUGCUUCCACCAGUGAAUCGUUGGUCACUGACUUGUCCGAGAAGAACAUGGAACUGAGUGAGAAGGUCGAGGAGUUGACAACGAUGGUUGCCGAUCUCGAGGAUAUGCGUGACCUGUCGGCGGAACUCGAGGAGAACCAAGCGGCGGUCGAGAAAGCACUGCGCUCCGACAUUCACCAACACGAAAUCGAGAAUCUCAACUUGAACGGUCAGCUUGCCAACCUGCGAUUGAAGCUGCAAGAGAACGAUUCCACUAUCACUCAGUUCCGUUCGUUGGUUUCCAAGUUGCAGUCCAAGAUCGAGGAGAUGCGUCGUGCCGAGGAGAAACACGCCGAGCAAAACUCACUCUGGGCAAUGGUGCAACAGGAGCUGCUCAGUAAGAACAUCCAACUUCAGAACCAGGUAACCAAAGCAACGGCAAUGGAGAUUGACCAUCAACUCGAGAAGUAUCGUUCGAAGGAAGCGGAACUCCAUUUGAGCUAUGUCAGUGAAUUCCUUCCGGAGCAAUCGUUCUCUGCCGACAAUGAUUCCAUCAAGAUGUUGCUGCUUCUCAAGCGUAUCGUUUUGAAGUGUCAGUUGGCACAGAGAUAUCUGAAUAGAACCUACAAGGUCGAAGAGAUUGGAAUGGAGAAGGAAGGUGAGACAACUUUGACUGCCGACGAUGUAAGUCACUCGCUUCAAAUCAUUCAUAUUCUCGAUCACUUGUCGAUCUCUGCCAACUGGUUGAUUGAGACACUCCAACGUUGUCCAGUGGAGCAGUGGUUGCGUGCCGGUCGUUCCGCUCGUGACAUGGAAUACCAGGAGCGUGUGCUCGACCAACUCCUCAACCUCAUCAAACAGGAGCAGUAUGGCUCGAGCUAUGCCAGUGCCGACCUCGAGAAGAUGACUGCCAAGAUCGACGCUAUUCUCGCCAACGUAUUUGGUAACUCGAUCUACAAGUCCGAGUGGUCGAUCCUUCUCAACUUGAUUCUCAACAUCCAGUACAACAUCAAGCAGAUCAUGUUGAACGACUUGAAUGUCUGUACGAUGGCAACACACGCCGGUCGUAAAUACUACUUCCCACAGCAAACUCUGAGCAAAGCACUGUCAAUGUGUCGUAAGGUCGUCAAGAAUCUCAUGCUCCAACCACUCCUCCGUCAAUCAUCGAUUGUCCGCGAUGUCCUAACCAGCUCUGAAUCCACUUGCAAUGGAUUGCUCGUAUUGUUAGUCGAGGGUGCUCCAAGAGUUCGCGAUGAUUCCGCAUACUUUGACUCGUUGGUAGCUGGAAUCGACACCAAGGCAGAGAUGCUCGCCGCUUCCGCCAAGUCGGCUGCAGCCGACUCCGGUAUGGACGACGACGACCAACUCGACAGCAGUCUUUCCGCGCUCGAACAGGUAUUCGCUAGAAUGUCGUCGCAAAUGAAGGAUGUAGUAGAGACAAUCUUGGCCGGUGACUUGGAACUCUCGGACCACGAGAAAUCCGAGUUCUUGGCAGCCGCUCACCCAUGGGUGACUCGUGCGCAACAACUGAAACUCUCGCUCGGUGAAGCCGGCACUCUAAGAGACAACAUUAGCAACAAAGAGCAUGAGUUACUCGAGAAUCUCAAGAUGAUAAAGACAAGAGAUGCCGAACUCCUCGAGGAGAAGAGAAAGGAAGAAGCGCUGAACAAACGUAUCAAGACGUUGUUGAAGAAUGAGACAGACUUGACCGAGUCGUUGGCCAAAGAACAGCAAUCGCGUAGCGAGAAUGAAAACACCUACCGACAGGCUAUCAAUAGAUUGCAAAAGGAUAAAUCCGUGUUGGAACAAGAUUACAAAUCGCUGCAAACACGUUAUGUUGCGUUGGAGCGUGAGCAGACAAAGAAGUCAACAGCGACACCGGCACUCGAGCAACGCGUCGACAACAUCGACACAGCAUCGUUCCGCAAGGCAAUCAAGCAUCUUAGAUCGGAGAACACUCGUUUGAAAUCACAGAAAUCAAUGCAACAACUACAAGAACUGAAUCAACCAUUCAAGUUAUUCAAUGUUAAUAAUAUUCAACUUGAUAACAGCAACAAUAAUAACAAUAAUGAUGCUGCUGCCGCAGAGUUGUCAGUCGCCAGCAACAAGUCAACAGUUGUCAGUAACAAACCAAGAUUCAAUGAGAUUAUCGAUUUCAAUAAGGAAUUGGAUUGUGCUAUUGGUGAAUUGGUAGAGUCAAUGGUUACUCCAAAGGUUUUGGAUAUUACCGCAAGUAAAUCUGCCAUUACCGCCGCUGAGGGUAGUGUGUUGGCCGAUAAUGGUAGAAGACAAAUGAUUCAGAAACGACUACAAUUGAAACAGUUGGAGAACAAGUUUAAUCAUUUCGUGCAUUCCUCUAUGACCUCUGUGCCAGGUACCAUUCAAAGUCAACAUCAAUUCGGUAGAUUCACAGAUAUUGCAUCGAUCAAGGUCAGAAAGGAAGUUAAACCAACACUCAUUGGUUCAGUAACCAUCCCACAGACAACAAGCUCGCCAGUGACAACCAACAGCAUUAGACAUUCUAGUUUGCAAGACCCUGAAAUUAUGAAAGCACUCAACAACACCGACUUACCAUUCACAACUCAAUUAGAUAGCUUGACAUCAUUCAAGAAAUUGCAUAUGACAUUUGUAAAUUAA